Molecule: messenger RNA, 738 nt
Organism: Saccostrea cuccullata (small rock oyster)
Lineage: Eukaryota; Metazoa; Mollusca; Bivalvia; Ostreida; Ostreidae
Exons: 5
Coding region: 1-687 (228 amino acids)
Molecular function (GO): calcium ion binding
Source: RefSeq, a predicted model, not a curated record
AUGGUUCCAAACGGUGUUUGGGAUACACUACUGUCUCUUGCCGCUAAGGAGGCUCAGACACCCCUCUCCAGUGCGAAGAGAUUACACUCCCCCUCUCCAGUGCCGAGGAGGUUACACGUCCGUCUUGCGUUCAAGAUUAUGAGAUGUAACUGGUACGGGCCGCCAUCUCUACACAACUUUACAGGAAUAAUCUAUGAGACCUCAGAGAAGCAGGACCAUACCAUAAAUUCUAAUAAGGAUUUGAGUAUAAAUAAGAAGAACAAACAUGUUGUCCUAAGUUUUAGAGAAAAAUCAAGUAUGUUUCGAAACUUCUUAAUUUUUUCUUUGGUGAUUUUUCUGAUAUCUGGUGAAGUAUGCGCUUGGGGAAGGUUUAGAAAAGCAUUUGACAAAGUCAAGAAACGUGCUGAAAAAGCAAGGGAAAUUUUUGACUCAAUACAACAAAUUUUGGAUAUUAUUGGAAAAAGAUCGGUAGAUAAGGAUAUGAGCCGGUUUGAUAUCUGCAAUUUUUCUUCUUUGGAUCUAAAUAUUGAUGAUACUGUAAGUGAGAGUGAAAUCUCAACUCUGAUAGAAAUGACAGGCAAAACUGAAUUAGCCUCCUACUUCCAACAACUUGACAUUAACAAAGAUAACAAAGUCACAGAGAGGGAAUAUCAAGACUCUGAUAUUAUAACAAAUAUUUGUCCUUAACGUUUGUUUUUAUUAUCAUUUUAUUGAAAUUCCUUUGGAUUUUCUAGCCUU